Molecule: messenger RNA, 426 nt
Organism: Penicillium verrucosum
Lineage: Eukaryota; Fungi; Ascomycota; Eurotiomycetes; Eurotiales; Aspergillaceae
Exons: 2
Coding region: 1-426 (141 amino acids)
Source: RefSeq, a predicted model, not a curated record
AUGGAAGUUUACUCUUCCGAACGGGAAACAGUCGUCGACGUGCUUCUUGCCGAGCAAGCUCUGCGCGAACUGUCGCAGGCUGAGGAAACGCUACACCAUAGAGCUAUGGCCUUACAAAAGACCAUAGCUAUCGAGUCUGAUCGGCUCCAACCUGACAAGACCACGCCUGUCGAAUCUACUAGGGUCGAGCUUGAAAAGACGGAUCAACAGCUUAAAGGGGUUCAACUACAAUAUGCAAGAAAGGAGCAAGCCCUUCACGAAGCGACAUCUAUGCUUAGACCCUACUUUAAAGUACCCUAUGAUGAGUUAAGGCGUGAUCCUAAAUGGACUGUUCGGAUCGAGGUGGAUGUUGUGGCCGGGAAUGUGGGUGCUGCGCACAGAGGUAUCUAUCUCGAAGGAAGAAAGGCAGAGGCCAUUGCACUAUAG